Messenger RNA from Ochlerotatus camptorhynchus, 634 nucleotides. RefSeq names its product protein lethal(2)essential for life-like. Lineage: Eukaryota; Metazoa; Arthropoda; Insecta; Diptera; Culicidae. Gene Ontology annotation, cellular component: cytoplasm; nucleus. The transcript has a single exon. Gene Ontology annotation, biological process: response to heat; protein refolding. The record is from RefSeq and is a predicted model, not a curated record. Bases 44 to 634 code for a protein of 196 amino acids.
AAUUAAAAAAAACUCUAGAAGUUUCAAACAUUCAAAAACCAUAAUGGCCCUAAUCCCAAUGCUGUUUGGUGAAUGGUGGGAUGAGUGUAUGGACAAUCCCCUCCGAUCAUCUCGAAUCAUAAGCAAACCCAUCGACUGUGACGCAUUCCCUGGUGGUUUCCUACUGGCGAUCGAUAACAGACCGCGAAGAUGUGAACGUAGAAGAUGCAGGCGCCAUUCGGGAUGCGACAAAGAUGUUGGUAAAGAGCAAUUACCAGCAAAGAAGGCUCGCGCUGAUUUUCAAAUCAAUGUGGACGUUCGUGAGUUCAAACCCGAAGAAAUCUCAGUGAAAGCAAUGGAUACAUAUGUCAUAGUUGAAGGAAAACACGAGGACAAGGACGUUGAGAAUGGGUACGCGUUGCGGCACUUUGUCCGACGCUAUCAACUGCCAGAAGGACAUGAUAAUGAGAAAAUUGUGUCAACCCUCUCAUCCGAUGGAGUGCUGACGAUCAGCGCACCGAUGAAAGCAUUAGCACUUCCCACACCGAAAAAGGAACGUACGAUACCGGUGGAACAUCCCAAGAAGUCAGAUCAAAAUGGUACGAAGGAUGAAGGAAGUGGUUUAGAUUUUACACUAGAAGACUUGGACGAGUAA